AGUGUUUCAGUGAUAGUAUAUCCUGUGGAACAGUGUCAACAGCAGUCACAAUGAAACAAUCAAAAUCAAACGUUCAAUUGGUGUACCUGAUGGGCACGACCAUGUUGGUACUGUGUUUAGUGCCAAUAAUCGAUGGUCUUCAAGAUCGGCGUGUUUGCGAUGUGGAUGGAUUGUGCAAUGGCAACGAAGACGAAAGUCGUUUCUAUUCGGAUAAACGAGUAGACCGUUUGGAUCAAGACCAGGAGCAACGUCUCCUCCUGUUUAAUCGAGCUGAACGCCGAUUUGAUCGACAUGACCUGGAGCGUGCUGACGAACGGCGAUUUGAUACACGUGAUGAGCGUUUGUCACGAUAUGAGCGAUUGUCCGAUAAGCGUACUGAAACCGAUCAGCAUCGAAACGACAGGCAAUCUGAAAAUGCCGGUGAAAGAUUUGUAGCUCAUCGUGAAAGUGAAACCGAUCGCAACUCUGAGGAAAGAUCUGAUGAAAAUCGUGCUCGCGAAGAAAGGAUGCGUGAGCGUUUCGAUACACGUUUCGAAGAUCGUAGGGUGAAUGAUGAACGGUAUCAAUCACGAAAUGAUGAUCGACGAGUACGCCAAGAGCGAUUUGAUGUGCGUCGUGAACGAGAUGCGCAAGAGGAGGUACGUGAUGAAAGAAAAGAUCGACUGAACCAUGACUUAGAGAGACGCGAACGAAGUGAAUCGAGAGAACGAAUUGAAGGAAGGUUAGAAGAACGUCGUGAACGCGUUGAUCAAGUAAACGACCGUCUAGAAAGGAAUGAGCGUAUGGCUCGUGAAACAACGAGAGAUGGUAAGAGAGAAACACGGGAGCGCAUUGGAGAUGGUAUAAUCCGUGAAGAUGCAGCAGAUGUUGAAGAACGGCGAGUUCGUGAACAAACACGAGAUGUCGACGAUCGUGAAGAUAGUAGAAUGGCACGCACGGAUGACCGAAGGGAACAGAGCGAUAGACGCAAUAGGCAAGAAAACUCACGUAUUGACGGCAGGGAACGUCACAUGUCUGACCGCCGUGAAAGAAUUAUGGAGGAUGUACGUCUUGAACGUCAAGAGCGCUUGGAUCAAGGACGAAUGGAUCGCGAUGUCCGGAAGUUGGUUGACGGUCGUCUUGGAGAAGACCGUAUUCGUGUCGAUCGUUUUGUUGCCAAUGAAAUGCCCACAAAGGAUAACAAUUCAACGCCUUUCUUAUGGAACAUAGUACAAGGAGCUUUAAUUGCCUUUAUUGGAGUUCAACUCAUGAAGAAAAGUGAAUUGAACGGUGACUGGAAACCGUCUAAAUUUACACAGCUUCUGAAGCUCCGUGACUCCAGCAUUGAUUGUAACUAAAACAAAAUAUUAAACUGAUACGAUCCUAGGGAAAUGACUUCGCUAUCGAAUAACUGGACUAAUCUAUUCAGAAUAUGUACAUCCAUAGAUAACGUUUAUUGGUCAGUAUAAUCUAUAUUCAUAUGACAGUAGACAAUAGAAAAGGCGAGGAUUAUACAGAGGCUGAC
Molecule: messenger RNA, 1504 nt
Organism: Ochlerotatus camptorhynchus
Lineage: Eukaryota; Metazoa; Arthropoda; Insecta; Diptera; Culicidae
Product: golgin subfamily A member 6-like protein 22
Exons: 1
Coding region: 51-1337 (428 amino acids)
Source: RefSeq, a predicted model, not a curated record